UGGUUACAUACAGGUCGUGGUGAUAAGAUGAACGCCAUCCAGGUGAUUUCCUUGACUCUGCUGUCUGUCCUUGCAGCAAACGCUCAGAUCUUGAGGUUCGGCAAAUGUCCCAAGCCUGAUGUUCAGGCCAACUUUGAUGCCACCAGGUACAUUGGUAAAUGGUAUGAGAUCAAGAAGCUGCCAACAGCCUUCCAGAAAGGUCAGUGUGCCACUGCCACCUACAGUCUGAAGAGUCCUGGAGUCAUCGGGGUCCUCAACUCGGAGCUGCUUGACGAUGGAACCACUAAUUCUAUUGUCGGCUCUGCCAAGCCCAAAGACCCUGCUCAGCCUGCCAAGCUGGAAGUCUCCUUCUUUGACAUCCCAUCUCCCCCUGGUCCCUACUGGGUGCUGUCCACCGACUAUGAGGGUCACGCUCUGGUCUAUGGCUGCACAAACUUCGGCCUGUUCCGCAUGGAGUUGUCCUGGAUCAUGAGCAGAGAGCCCACCCUGUCUGAGGAGACCACCGAGCAGCUGCAAAGCAUCCUGUCCUCUACUGGAGUCGACGCAAGCAAGCUGGUCGCUACCAACCAGGAUGCCACCUACUGCAGUGCCAUGACCCAGUAG
Molecule: messenger RNA, 603 nt
Organism: Scomber scombrus (Atlantic mackerel)
Lineage: Eukaryota; Metazoa; Chordata; Actinopteri; Scombriformes; Scombridae
Product: apolipoprotein D-like
Exons: 5
Coding region: 28-603 (191 amino acids)
Biological process (GO): lipid transport; brain development; tissue regeneration
Molecular function (GO): lipid binding
Source: RefSeq, a predicted model, not a curated record